AUGUCUGAAAUCCCAUCACUUAAUCAAGUGAAGCAUAUCCUACUAGUACUAUCAGGCAAAGGUGGAGUAGGAAAGUCGUCAGUUACCACCCAACUUGCUCUGUCCCUUGUAAAUGAUGGCUACAAGGUUGGAGUCCUGGAUAUAGAUCUAACUGGGCCUUCGCUGCCGCGAAUGUUUGGAUUGGAAGGAAGAAAUGUUCAUCAGUCUACAGCCGGUUGGAUUCCCGUAUAUACAGAUGACACCAAGAGGUUAUGUGUUAUGAGCUUAGGUUUUUUGUUACCGGAUAGAGGAAACAGUGUCGUAUGGAGAGGACCCAAGAAGACCGCUAUGGUGCGACAAUUUGUUAAGGAUGUCGUAUGGGGCGAUCUGGAUUAUUUAUUAAUUGAUACUCCUCCUGGAACGAGUGAUGAACAUAUAAGCAUAGCUGAAGAGCUGAAACAAGCAUCUCCAGAUGGUGCAGUUUUAGUGACUACCCCUCAGGACAUUGCUACAGCUGAUGUCCGUAAAGAGCUAAAUUUCUGUCGCAAAGUUGGAUUCAAGGUUCUAGGAGUAGUGGAGAAUAUGAGUGGAUAUGUAUGCCCCCACUGCUCGGAGUGUACAAAUGUUUUUAGUAGUGGUGGUGGCCAGACUCUAGCAACUCAAUUCGACGUUCCCUUCCUUGGCAGUGUACCCAUUGAUCCCACGUUCGUUACGCUUGUAGAGAGCCAAGGUAGUGAGCACAAGUUACUUGAAAAGUACCCCGAGAGUGCUCUUAGCAGCAUAUUUAAAGGGAUUGUGGAUAAGAUUUAUGCCCAAAAUUUGCCAGUGAGGCAAGCAUAG
Sugiyamaella lignohabitans is the source of this 819-nucleotide messenger RNA. RefSeq names its product Cfd1p (gene CFD1). Gene Ontology annotation, cellular component: cytosol. The transcript has a single exon. Gene Ontology annotation, molecular function: ATP binding; 4 iron, 4 sulfur cluster binding; ATP-dependent FeS chaperone activity. Bases 1 to 819 code for a protein of 272 amino acids. NCBI's taxonomy places the organism in Eukaryota, Fungi, Ascomycota, Dipodascomycetes, Dipodascales, Trichomonascaceae. Gene Ontology annotation, biological process: iron-sulfur cluster assembly. The record is from RefSeq and is a predicted model, not a curated record.